UUACAAAACACUCACAUGUGCAGCCAUUAACACACUCGCGUGUGGAUGGUGCUGUUUUAUAUAAACACUGGAGGUCCUGCUCUGAAACUGCUGCAUUAAACACUGAAAGUCUCCGGGGGAGAAAUGAAAAGGAAACCGAUGCAAUUAGAUGCAACUGGAUCAAAGGGUAAAGGAAAGAAAAGGACCGGAGAGGACUCUGCUCCAACUCUCUCCAAAAAACUACGAGACAGAAAAGAUGGAGAGACAUCUAAACAAGGCCCUCCUCUUCAGUCUGCAGGAGUUCAGAGGAGAAGUGGGCAUGGAAGCAUCCUGCACUUCAUCUACAAGAGCACUCUGGGUCAAAGUCUUCACUCACAGAUGAGACAGUGCUUGCAGGAACCUUUUGUUCGCUCACUGUCGUCCUAUCAUUACCACGGUGCCACCAGCCCCUUCGACCGCAGGAUCACAUGUCUGGAGUGGCAUCCCACACACCCCACUACUCUGGCUGUGGGGUCCAAAGGGGGGGACUUAUAUCUGUGGGACUUUAAGGCACCUGCAAAGAAAACUUUCAUUCAAGGGAACGGAGCAGGAGAUUUUAUCGGAGGGAUAAAGUUUUGCCCAAAGGAUCUUUCCAAAGUUUAUGUGGCUUCUGGUGAGGGCACGUUGACCGUGCAGAGUUUUGAGGGCUGCACGCCCACCCUUCUGUCCAGAACUCAAGAGUGUGGCCACGAUCACCACAAUGUUUGUUACUGGUACUGCUGUCUAGAUGUGUCAGUAAGCAGACAGAUGCUUGUGACCGGAGACAAUAUGGGACAGCUCGUCCUCCUGGGUUUAGAUGGCCAAAAGAUUUUUAGUGACAAGUUGCACAAAGCCAAAGUGACCCAUGCAGAGUUCAACUCCCGUUGUGAUUGGUUGCUGGCAACGGCCUCGGUUGACCACACGGUGAAACUUUGGGACCUGAGAAACAUCAAAGACAAGAAGAGCUUCCUCCAUGAACUGCCUCAUGAGAGAGCUGUCAACUCAGCCUAUUUCAAUCCAACGGACUGCUCCAAGUUGCUCACUACAGAUCAGUACGACGAGAUCCGGGUCUACUCGUCCUCUGAUUGGUCGAAGCCUCAACACAUCAUCCAGCAUCCUCACAGGCAGUUUCAGCAUCUCACACCCAUUAAGGCCACAUGGCACCCUGUCUAUGACCUGAUUGUGGCGGGUCGCUACCCUGAUAGCCGGGUUUGCCCGGGAGAUCAGAGGACCAUCGAUAUCUUUGAUUCCAACACAGCAGAGCUUGUGUGUCAGCUGCAAGAUCCUUCUGUCCCAGGGAUCAAAUCUGUCAACAAAUUCAAUCCAAUGGGCGAUGUGAUUGGAUCUGGAAUGGGAGUGACAGUGCUUGUCUGGAAUAGAAGUGAGUCACUGAUCAGCAACCAAAACAAAGAGGAGGAAACCUCAGCCUCAGUGGAAAAUUUAAGAGGCCAAAGGAGGAGUCAGCAGCGCUCCAGCAGGGACAGGAGAGGUCCUGCUGCUGUGGAUGCAAAGCUUAAGAAGAAACUGGCUUCUCUGGAAGAAACAAAGACCAAGACCAAGACCAAAGCUGGAUGUACUAAACAAAAACAAGCACAGAUGAAGAAGAAGUAAGCUGUAUAAUAGUGAGGAUCUUGAAAAUCCAUGUAUAUAUUUCUUUGUUUACUGUUUGUGUCAAAAACUUCAGGGAUUGUUUCAAUGUUUCAGAAAUACUUUUAUAAAUCAGCUUAAUACUGAAACUUUUGUAUGUUUUCACAGAUGUUUUUCUCCUAUGCUAUAAUAAAAAAUAUAUCAUUUCUUA
Molecule: messenger RNA, 1795 nt
Organism: Larimichthys crocea (large yellow croaker)
Lineage: Eukaryota; Metazoa; Chordata; Actinopteri; Sciaenidae
Gene: ddb2
Product: damage-specific DNA binding protein 2
Exons: 11
Coding region: 124-1608 (494 amino acids)
Biological process (GO): DNA repair; response to UV
Cellular component (GO): Cul4-RING E3 ubiquitin ligase complex; nucleus
Molecular function (GO): protein binding; damaged DNA binding
Source: RefSeq, a predicted model, not a curated record